AUGCUGUCCCUCUUCGGCCACAGCACAGGCAGACGGGCCUCAAACCAGCCAGAGCAGACGCCAACAGUCACCUCAGCUCAAUCGUCGAGAAUACCACGCCUCGCCUCCAUCAGAAUCCGCAUCCGAUCCCGAUCAGCAGCACCGCUCCGACAAUCAGACAACAUGCCAAUCUUUCCCUCGCUCCGGUUGGACACAAAUCGUGCACACUUCCGCUCUCUCCGGCCUGGAUGGACCUAUGUCGACCGACUUGGCAGGGGCAGUAAUCGUCGUAACUACUUUAUUCGCGCUGCUCCAGGACGUACCACGCCUUAUACGCCUCCUCCAUGGCCUGUGCCCGACGAGGACUACUUCUACUGUGACACUGAGUCUGAUCAUGACGAUUGGAGUGAUGAUGACUGGCCUGGACCGUAUCCUGGAGGGGAGGAACAGGAAGAGACGAAAGACCGGUCGGAGAUAUUGCUGCAGGGCAGGGAGUCCCUGUUCCUCCGAUAUCGAUACCCAAUGGCGGUGAUGACAGGCACCGCACAGGGCGGCGCGUCCAUUGGCCGGAUGAGCGGUCUGAGGGAAGGCUAA
Molecule: messenger RNA, 573 nt
Organism: Cyphellophora attinorum
Lineage: Eukaryota; Fungi; Ascomycota; Eurotiomycetes; Chaetothyriales; Cyphellophoraceae
Exons: 2
Coding region: 1-573 (190 amino acids)
Source: RefSeq, a predicted model, not a curated record